AAAGAUUUUUUUUUAUUAUUAUUACAUACACCCUUUAGAUUUAUUUGUCAUAAUUAUAGAAAUCUUAUUUAAACUGCGAUAAAAAACAAUAUGAAAUACAGACUUAUUGUACUCAAAUAAACUAAUUAAAUUUUUUUUUCUGGCAAAGCAGCUAACAUAUCUAAUAUAAAUGCUUUAUGAUAGAAUGUCGCGGCUUCCAGAGCCACCCUUUUAUUAUUUUUUUUUUCGGAGAAAAAAAAAAAAUAAUAAAAGCAAAUUUUCCAAAAAAGCAAAUAAAAGAAAAAGCAAAUAAGCUGGAGGUCGUGCGUUUGUCAGAACCGGCCUCCGGGUCUCGGGAUUUCGCUAUAAAUAGUGCAAAUAAUAAAGCUCUAUCAUAUGGAAAUUGUCCAGAUUGUAAAAGCCAACGAACUUCCACUGCAUGGUGUAAAAUUUGCGAUAUUUCAAAUUUGAAAGGAAAAUUUUAUAGUUGGACCAGCGGAAACUCUAUGAUAGAUGAAUUCAUCCAGUACACUCAAUUAAAUGCAAAUGACAGUACGGACUACCUUGAGUGGAUUGAUUUUAAUCAAUUCGACUUAGUUGAGAAUACUAAUAAACGAGGUGCUUUUAGCUCAAUUUAUUCUGCAAUAUGGAUGGAAGGCCCAAGUUGGAAUUUGGACGAAGAAACCGAAGUAUGGACUCGUAAUGGUCUAACUAAAGUCAUCCUAAAGCGAUUUGAUAAUUCCCAGAACAUAAAUCAAGAGUUCGUAAAUCAAUUAUAUAGAUAUUAUAAAUGUUUACAAAGUGGAUCACUUGCAGAUUAUUUUGGCAUGACUAAAGAUCUGACAUCGUGUUACAUGUUCGUUAUGAGAUAUUAUGAAAAUGGAAAUUUAUAUUCGUAUCUUGACGAAUCCAUGGGAGUCCUUUGCUGGAGAGAUAUCGUAGAUAUGUUAUGGGCAAUAUCAGCUGGUCUUAAUUUUAUUCAUGAACGUGAUCUCAUUCAUGGAAAUUUGCACGGAGGGAAUAUACUAGUUGAGAACGAAAUGGAUUCAAUAGAUACUAAAAUUGCAGACACAGGAUUACACGGUCAUGUUGAUAAUCAAAUAUCUUCUAAACAAAUUUACGGCGUAAUACCAUUCGUUGCUCCCGAAAUCUUAAAUGGAUAUACACUAACCAAAGAGUCUGAUAUAUACAGCUUCGGUAUGAUUAUGUGGAUGCUAUCAGCUGGUGUACGCCCUUAUUGUGAUAGACCUCAUGAUUCACAACUUAUACAAGAGAUUUGUUCAGGAACCAGACCGAACAUAGUCAGUGGAACUCCACCUAUUUUCACUAAAUUAAUGUUGCAGUGUUUGGAUGCUGAUCCAUCCAAUAGACCAGCAGCAUCACAGCUUUGCGAAUAUUUAGGAAAUUGGUUUAUAGCAAUUUGUGAUGACCCUGAUCCAUCCGAAUUAUCAAAUCAAUUCAAUGCCGCAGAAGAAGCUAAAUUCGCAAAUAGAGAUAAAUUAAGAUUUAAUAUUAUACUGCGUCAUGAAAAUGCCAUUUAUUUUAGUCGCCCCUAUAUACUACUGUCGACCAUUAAGUUUUUCGGAACUUUUUUAUAUGGAAAAAUGUAAAAGGGGAUCGUUUAUCGUAUCGCGAAUUCGUUAUCAUUCAUCUUUUGCAUGAAUACAGAUACUGUCGUUAGUAAAAUUACGGUAAGAGAAAAUUGGCCUUUAUCGAAAAUACCUUUAUUUCCGUUUAACACCGGUUCGUUAUAUGUAAAUUCCUUUUCUUUGUUCCUCCAAAUUUCGUUUUAUUCGUUUCUUUUUUCGUUCGUGAAAAUCACAAAAUCACAAACUAAAUCGUAAUAUUAAUAUUAACAUUUAUGGUAAAUUCUCUUCGAACGUUUUUAUGUAAUUAAUUAUGUAAUCCACACAAUUUUUUAAGAAUCUUCAACAAAAAUUUAAUUAAGAUUAAUUUGACAACUUUUC
Messenger RNA from Rhizophagus irregularis DAOM 181602=DAOM 197198, 1946 nucleotides. The record is from RefSeq and is a predicted model, not a curated record. NCBI's taxonomy places the organism in Eukaryota, Fungi, Glomeromycota, Glomeromycetes, Glomerales, Glomeraceae.